Messenger RNA from Marasmius oreades (fairy-ring Marasmius), 1581 nucleotides. RefSeq lists its product as uncharacterized. The coding region runs from base 36 to 1394 and encodes 452 amino acids. Lineage: Eukaryota; Fungi; Basidiomycota; Agaricomycetes; Agaricales; Marasmiaceae. The transcript has 4 exons. The record is from RefSeq and is a predicted model, not a curated record.
CACCACUAUCCCUAGGGCCCCUGCCACUAGAAGACAUGGCUCCCAAGAAACGUCAUUUGUACGGCCCAGACCACGCUGAGCCCGAACCCGAGCCCGCACAACCUACAACCUCAGUUUCUAUUCCUCUCCCAAACGAAAUCGUCUCUCUCAUCGCCGAUUCAGUUCAAGAUCUUAUCCCAUUGACUCUAGUCUCGCGUCAAUGGUAUCACGCCGCACAGUCUCGCCUCCACUGGCAAAUCCGUGUUUCCUCCGGAGCAUCCUGCAAACAUUGGAGUAGAAAAUUCAACAAAUUUCCACAUCUAGCAAGUUUUGUUCGAGUCUUGGAGCUCUCCGAUCCCGACGAUGAUUGCCUAGAAUCCCCUUAUUUGCGAAGCCAACCCGCGAAAAGGCUUGCAGCAGCUCUUACAGGGGUGACACGGCUCGAAAUAGUCGAUUUCGUACGUUGGGGGCCUGUCGAACAGAGACUCAUCAAGAGUUUUUGUAAUCUGGAGUGCCUUUCUGUUGGUCGAAUCCCAUGCAUGAGUCGGAGUAAGGAUUUGCCUGAUCUUGUUUUCUCUUUCUCGAAGCUGUCGGGGUUGAUGAUCUAUGGAGAUAUUGGAAUGGAGUAUGAUCCCGAGGAAGGUGCAUCUGUUAUUGAGGCCGGGAAAUCAAUGUGCAGGCAGUUUCCAUUGGAUGGGAAACCCGUGCAGCUGACGGAAGUGUUGAGUUUGUCAACUGCCGAUGCAUGUCAUGACCUGCUUAUGUGGUUUUCCUCUCCGGGGUUCGACCUGUCGAAGCUACAGCUGCUUGCAAUGAAGUGGUCGGAGUUGCCCUUUGGAAUGCCUUCUCCUGUUAUCUCUGCACUUGACAACAUUUGUACUCGCAUCAGCGGCAGCUUGACUGUGUUAGAUCUGGGUUUCCCAGAUGAUCCCACGGAUGUGUUAUCUUCGCAUCUCAUCGAUUCAAAGAUUCUCAGCCAGUUCACUGCCUUGAUAGAAAUACGGCUGGAUCACUCUGAACUGGAACGCAAUUUACCUUCCGCUUUGGGUGUUACCGUGCCCCUUUUGAAGAGUCUUUCGGCGCCUUGCCUCCGUGUUAUUGAAUUCAAAGCGGGAGCUGGGGUCACUAAGCGCGAUGACCAGGAGUAUCUCGAACUUGCGGAAUGGAAAUUGCUCGACGAGCUUCUUGUCGAUGGAACUUUCCCCUCCGUUCGCUCGUUCCGUUUUCUUCUAUACGUCAUUCAGAAGCGAUGUUAUCGAGGUCCACUGGUUCGGUGCACGGCGGAAACGUAUUGGUUACCCAAGGCCAGUUCGAAAGGAAUACUUGACCUAGAGAUAAUGUGCAAUUUGACUUGGGAGGAGUGCCGAUUCGAGACGCCUGUAUGCGAAGAUUACAUUACUUUUUUCUCUGGUUAAUCCUCGAAGAUAUCUGCAGAAGGGACUUUCUUAUUACAAAUGAAGUUUAUCUUUGCGUGGCCUAGUCCACUUUUUUGUGGUUACCUGUUCCUCCUAACUGCCCUCAAACCUCAAAAAUCGACAAAGAACCGAUGCGCCAGUAUAUGUACUUAUCAUGCCUGUCGGAUUCCAUUGCUGCAGUACCGUG